Molecule: messenger RNA, 1656 nt
Organism: Penicillium manginii
Lineage: Eukaryota; Fungi; Ascomycota; Eurotiomycetes; Eurotiales; Aspergillaceae
Product: putative ribosomal assembly complex component Ipi3
Exons: 3
Coding region: 1-1656 (551 amino acids)
Biological process (GO): rRNA processing; DNA-templated DNA replication
Cellular component (GO): nuclear pre-replicative complex
Molecular function (GO): protein binding
Source: RefSeq, a predicted model, not a curated record
AUGCUUUCCGAAUCAUUCGUCGCAUCGACGCUGCUCUCUGCUAAAUCUUCGGCCGCCACCCUGAGAGAUGUCGGCAUUUGCCUGCAGGAAUUCCAGCCUUCUCCUCAAAUUCGAUCCACUUUCAAGAAGAGCUCAACUCAUCCCAAUGGCCUGGCCGUGAGCCCUACGCACAUUUUCGCCGCACAGGCUGACAAGGCCGUCAUUCACGUUUAUAGUCGAGAGAAGGGAAACCAAGAGGCCCUUGUUCCUUUCCCAGAGCGCAUCCGCAGCAUUGCUGUUGCUGGUGCCAAGUAUGGCGAUGUUCUGAUCCUUGGCACAGAAGGUGGCCGGCUGAUCGUGUGGGAGACCUGUACCGGACGCCAAGUAUCCACUACCGCCUCUCAUCUUCAGCCCGUCACCUCAAUCGUUGUCGAUCCCACCUCGAACUUCAUCCUCUCCGGCUCGCCUGAUGCUGCUGUGCAUGUCUGGUCCUUGCCCGGAAUUCUCUCAUUUUCGAAGCCCACCUCAAGCCAAACACGCCAGCCCUCCAAUGCCCCCAUCCGCACUUUUUCUAACCAUCGCGCCGCCAUUACCGCUCUCGCGAUUGGACACAGCAAUGGCCGACACAACAUUGCGGUCUCAACGGCGAAGGAUAAUACAGCAAUCGCAUGGGACUAUCAUACAGGUCGGGUUCUGCGGACAUUUCUCCUCCCAUCUUCUGCGACAUGUGUGGCGCUGGAUCCCGUCGACCGGGCUGGCUACGUUGGAUACGAAGAUGGAAGCGUGCAGUCAAUAGAUUUCUACCGUGGCAACACAGCGCAGCACACCAUCCACGAUGCCUCGCUUCAAUCCACUCCAGCACAAGUGACCUCGGAAGACCGAUGGCUUCCACCUUCGGCCGACUCAGGCUCGACCCUUUUGUCAUGGAACAUUGCGCGCCGCAAGUUUGCGACAACUGUCGGCGACUACACGCACCCCGUUACAAACUUAGUCGCGUUGCCACCAACCGGCCUUCAGCCGGCUUCGAAGGAACUGAAAAGAACCGCUCACACCAUCGUCAAGCCCCGUCAUGAUAAUGCCUCCUCCGAUCCGUCGUAUGCCCCAGGCGCUGUCCCAGCCGACUACGUUUUCAACACCCACAUCACUGCUCCCUCUCAACCCCGCAACCUUAAAUCGACUCUUUUCUCCCAAGCCCUCACACAUGCAAGCUUCCCCGACUCAAUGAUCGACGAUGGUCUUGCUGAAUUGGCCGCACUUCGCACCUCAGGCGGAUCUGACGUCACUCGUGUUGUGCCCGUGACAUCUACCAUCUCAGAGCCUACUGAGGACGCAUCCUCCCGAGACAACCACGUCACAGAGCUGGAAACCGAAGUGGCCAUGCUCAAGAAGAAGGCAGCGGUGAAUGAUACUGCUCGGCACGCUACUGCGGAUGAGGUUGUGCAAUUGCGCUCGGACCUGGCGACCCUGCAGGAUUACAUCAAUGAAUUGCAUGAGAAGCAAGAGGCCGCACAACGUGACAAGGUCGCGCGUCAAGCAAGGAAGGAAGAACGUGAAAUUAAGAAGCGGGAAGCGUGGCUCGCUGCUGAGAAAAAAGGGCGCAAUGGCGACGCCGCCAUGAAGAAGAUGGAUGUUGAUGGUGAUCUAACCAGCGACUCAGAUGACCUCAGCGAUGAGUAA